AUGAGCCACGGUCUUGUGGAAAGAGGGAGAUCUUCAGAAUGUGAAGAGGUUGCCGAAAGGCCUGUAUCGAAAGCUGCAGACUUCGCAUCCAUCAAGACCACGGGCUUUCACAUCGCGCCGCCCGCUUCGCUCUUCGUCCCCGCUCUGCAUCUGGAUGCUGGGCGAGGGCAGUUGGUGGCACUCACUUUCCGCGGGAUCAUGCUCGUCUUGAUCUUCGACGCGGAGGUUCACAUAGAUGCCAGGCUAUUGGAGUCUUUGCGGGAUUUCUGCAGCCGAAGUUCGGGCGAUGGCCUCUCACUGGCAGAGCUUCAUCCACUCAUCGUCCCGCAGUACGCCCAGGUCAUGGAGCAAGAGGAUGAGUAUCGCUUCGUCUACUACAACCACACCAACCACGCGCUGCGGCUCUCCAAUCAGGCGAGCAUCUCCAGGUCCCUUUUGGGCGGGAGUCGCGUCGCCAGCGCCGGCCCCAAGCCUACGGAGAGGGCCUUUCUCGCACCACUGCGGGCAACUCUGGCAGAUCCAAAGAUGAAGUGCCGUGAGGUGUCUUGGAAAUCCGCUGACCGCGGCUGGGUGUGCGCAAAGAGGUGGUGCGAGCGGGAGUUUUACCUGCUCCUGGAUGGGACCAGCACAUCCUUGUCGCGCUGUCAAGACGAGUGUGCCAGGUUCGCCUCGAUUCAUUUCAGCAACAUCUUCAUGAUGUAG
Messenger RNA from Symbiodinium sp. CCMP2592, 702 nucleotides. NCBI's taxonomy places the organism in Eukaryota, Dinophyceae, Suessiales, Symbiodiniaceae. The record is from the annotation of a GenBank genome assembly.